GAAUCCCGCAGAGAUUCUCACUGCUGAAGCUACUUAACUACUGUUCCACUUUCCCACUUCCUGUCGUCUCCGGCCAUCUCUCUCUCUCUCUCUCUCUGUAAUGGGAGCUCAAAGCUCGGAGGCCUCAAACGCCAAUGAGGUGAUAGUCCACAUGACACCUCCGUCUUCCAAAACCAACUCCGGUUUACCAUCAUCACAGCCGCCGCCGGCGAAGCUUCGGCCGGUACCCGCCCCUCCUGUCCCAAAGCCCAAAUCCCGAUUUCUGGAGCUCAACUGCCCUCCCCGACCGGGACCCCCCAAAAAAUCUCACUCCCUUCCCACCGCUGAUCCCAUCCCCUCCUCCGACUCCGAUUCCGACGACGACGAUGGCACCUUCUCCGACAAGUUUCUCCCCGACAGCCCCCUUCGCCGCCGCUGCAGCUUUGGCCUCCGCGCCGCCGCUGAAGCCCUCGCUCUCGUCCCCCCCGCCGCACUCCUCAUCUCCGUCAUCUUCUUCAAAUCCCUCCGCCAUAGAAAGUUCUGGGGCGUUAAGAUCUGGCACUGGUGCGUCGUCGUGAUGUCAAUCUUCUCCGGCCGACUCAUCUCCGGCUGGCUCGUAUGGAUCGCCGUCUUCCUAAUCGAGCGCCACUUUCUUCUCCAGGAAAAGGUUCUCUACUUCGUCUACGGCCUCCGGAAGAGCGUCCGCGGCUGCGUCUGGCUCGGCCUCGUUCUUCUGGCUUGGUACCUAGUACUAGACCCAGAUCGAGCCGACGCAUCUUCUACCGGCGUCUUGCUCCACCGCAUCUCCCGCGGGCUCGUCGCCGUCUUCGUCGCCUGCACGAUCUGGCUCAUCAAGAUCAUCUUCGUUAAGGUGCUUGCGUCUUCUUUUCAUGUGGCAACGUUCUUUGACAGGAUGAAGGAGAGUGUGUUCCAUCAUUAUGUACUCGAGGCGCUCUCCGGCGAUCCGAUUGAUCGCGAAGAGGGGAAGAUUGGGGGAGGGGAUAGGCCGAGACGGGUGGUUACGGCGACGAAGUCGAUGGCGGGGAGGUUGGAUAUGGAGAGGCUGCGUCGGCUGAGCAGAGCGAGGGUGAGCGCGGGAAGCGUGCGGCGACUGGUGGGCCACGUGAUGAGGACUGGGCUGACGACGGUGUCGAGGACGGUGGAUGAGCUCGUCAAGGCGGGGGAGUCGGAUAUCGGUGACGAGGUGGAGGCCAUGGCUGCUGCCCAGCGGAUCUUUAAGAACGUUGCCGGGCCUGCCAACAAGUGAGUGCUGUCAAUAUGCAUACUUUCCUAUGUUCGUUCCUAUGACUGUUUCUUGGGGAAGAUUUGGGCUAGAACAGGUCGACAGGAUAUACUAAGGUUUUUAGACCGAUUCUGUGGUCCUUUUUCCAUUGCUCCUUCGAUCCGAGUACCGACUGGAUUUUUUAACUUCUGUAAUGUAAUUCUUUGAAGGUAAGAAGAGGUAAUUAGCCAAAGACCGUGGGAGUCGGUGUCAUGGGUCCUUCAGUUUCAUAAAAAAUUUUCGUUAACUAAAUUCAAUAAAGCCCGCUGGCUAGUUAAUCUAGACCCCUGCUCCAGAUUUCAAAAUUUA
This is a messenger RNA of Dendrobium catenatum, 1570 nucleotides long. Its product is annotated as mechanosensitive ion channel protein 10. The record is from RefSeq and is a predicted model, not a curated record. The coding region runs from base 101 to 1246 and encodes 381 amino acids. Gene Ontology annotation, biological process: detection of mechanical stimulus; monoatomic anion transport. NCBI's taxonomy places the organism in Eukaryota, Viridiplantae, Streptophyta, Magnoliopsida, Asparagales, Orchidaceae. The transcript has a single exon. Gene Ontology annotation, cellular component: plasma membrane. Gene Ontology annotation, molecular function: mechanosensitive monoatomic ion channel activity.